Pieris macdunnoughi is the source of this 2835-nucleotide messenger RNA. The record is from the annotation of a GenBank genome assembly. Lineage: Eukaryota; Metazoa; Arthropoda; Insecta; Lepidoptera; Pieridae.
AUGUAUUUUCUCGGUUUUCUUUGGUUGUUAUCAAGCGCGGCUGCGUCACCAAUUGUCACAAAAUAUGAUAGGAGCCAACCGUCGGAAGAUGUAUCGAAAAUUUCGUAUAUAAUUCUAGAGCCUGCUGAUUUCUUACAAUUGGGCAAUUAUCCAUGGAACCCAGAAGUGACUGAUAACUCGGAAGGAUCAAGAAUAUUUGUAUUGAAAGGAAUAGGCAACAAGAAAUUUGGCCAUUUAAAUGCUUUAAAACAGCAACAACAAAGUGGGGUAAACCAAUUCUCAAUCAGUGACUAUACGGAGGGUAAUAAAUUAGAUGGAGCAAGUAAAAUCGAUGGAAUAAAUGUCUUUGAUCGACCAUGCGAUAGAUACCACGCCAACGAGGUUACAGCUAAAGUAAACGCGGUAGAACCUGAAGUAAAAAUUAAUAGUGUUAAAGAAUAUAAGAACAAGGAGGAAGGUCAGAAACAAGAACAACCUGCUUUCACAAGCAAUGAAGAAGUAAAACCUGUUGAUACGUUAGUUAUUCCCGCUCCACCAUCUAUUGACGUGUCCACAACUACGGUUCAGAACCAAAAUUCUUUAGUUUCAGAUGAAUCAAGUUAUAAAUACCAACCUGAAAGUUACAAAUUAGUCAAAAAUAAACCUGAGCUCAAUGAAGGACAGGUUAAUUCAGAUGUCAGUAUAGGUAUUUCAGUACAACCACCAUCAUCUAUUAAGUCUUCAAACUUAAAUGAACUAUGGAGCUUCCAAGACAAUAAUGCAAAAGAACCAGUUACAAAUGACCUCAGCAUAGUAGAUCAGUAUAAAACUAAAAUCAUAGACAACCCUGUGAAAGAGUCUGACCCGAGUGAAGAAGACACAAGACCCAUCAUAAAGUUGAAUAUUCCUGCACCUCCCUCUAUUGACGGUACUAUUACAUUACCUUCAGGUUAUUCGACAUUGUCAGCUCUUCAAAACGAGGAAAGAAUGCUUAUGGAGAAAAUAAAACAUCUGAAAUUGCACAUUCAGGAUCAAACCGAAAAAACCGUAGACAAGUCAAGUUACGAUUAUCAUCCUGAGCUGUACGAUAUAGAAGUUGUUGAUAAAAAACCAUCUAUCGACGUAUCAGCUAUCCAUAUCUCAGCACAGGGGAGCAAAGUGGAAAAACCAGCAGACACAUCUAAAGUAGUUAAAAAUGAUAGUGACUUGGGAUAUUACCCUAAAACCGAAGGCGUUAAAAAAGAAACAAUCACACUCAAAAAAGAAAUAAAACCUAUCGUAAAGUUGAAUAUUCCCGCACCGCCGUCUCUUGACAAUACUAUCAAAUUAUCUUCUGGAUACUCGUCUUUGUCAGAUGUCCAAAAUGAAGAAGGAUUAAUUCAACAAAAGGUAAAACUCGGUAGACUAAACAAACAAGAAGCACCUGAAGCACCCGUACAAGCCGACAUAUCCGAAAGCCAAAGCCAUCCUGAGAUAUACAAAUUGGUUAAAGGUAAUAUAAAUCCCGUGUUUAAUGCUGAUAAUGUCAAUAAUGAAGCUAGUGUAAAGGAUGUAAAACCUGUCAUAAGUAUGGAUGUUACUUCCUCGCCAUCUAUGGAUUCAUCAGUGGGUCACGAUACAAAUCAAUGGGUUGCUGACACAGUUUUAGAUGAGAAGCACUCUGAAGUAAACAGUGAAGAUCUCACAAACACAAAAGAUAAUAAACCUGUAGUGAUAUUAAAUAUUCCACCUCCACCGUCUAUUGACAAUAGUAUCACGUUACCUUCAGGAUAUUCAUCAAUAGAAGCUCUCCAAAAUGAAGAAAGAAAUAUCCUACGUAGAAUAAAAAAUGUUAGAGUUAUCAAACAAAAGCAACCUGGUCAAGUAAUAGAAUCGUCAAACUUCGGAUAUCAUCCUGAACAUUAUAAGGUUGAGGUUGUGAAGGAAACUCCAGAUGUCAACAUGGAAGACGUGAAGCCUGUCGUGACGGUAAACAUUCCGGCUCCACCGGCAAUUGAUUCAUCAACUCUUUAUGAUAAAAACCAAGUUGUGGAAGAAAAUAAUGGCAAGACGCAAGAACAACCAGUGUACGUUUUACACCAUAAUAAUGAAGAGAACUAUUCCAAAACUAACACAGAAGAAGUUAACCCUGACGAGUCCGUACCCAACCAGGAACCUUUGAAGCCUGUGGUUCCGUUACAUAUUCCGCCUCCACCAUCUAUCGAUGACGCCAUCGUGUUACCUUCAGGAUAUCCAACACUACCAGCGAUCCGAAACGAUGAAAUAAUUUUACUGCAAAAAGUGAAAGGAAAUAUUCAUCAAGUGCAGAAGCAACCAGGAAAAAUUGUAAAAGAAUCUGAUAACUAUCCUGCGCAAGCCAACAGAGUGAAAGUUGUUGAAAACCAACCUCAGCCUGAUGUUGUAGAAGCGAGUCAAACAGUUAAGUACAAUGUUCCUGUACCACCUUCACUUGGUCGUUCGAUAGGUCUACCAUCAGGUUAUUUAACACAAUCAAAUAUUCAAGAUUUGGAAAGAUGGAUUAUACAGAAAAUUAAAGAACAAAGACAGAAACAAACCGUUAAGGUUUCAGAACAGAAGGUUGUAGUACCUGUCAGAAAUGUCGUCGGGUUUAAACCUGCUGUCAAAACAAAUAUCCCUCUUCCGCCAUCAAUUGACCGUGUUUCACUGUCAUCAGAAUACUCCGAGUAUCCCAAACAGAACAAGGUGAAAUUUGUCAGGAAGCUGCCCCCCGUCCACAUUCGAGGACCAGUAAUACGAUGGAACACCCCAGCCCCACCGACUGUAACUAAAAGGGUAGUAAAUGUUUCCUCUGGAUAUCCAUCAUUGUCAGUUCGUAGUAAUGAAAAUAAUGAAUAA